This is a messenger RNA of Cynocephalus volans (Philippine flying lemur), 3569 nucleotides long. RefSeq names its product protein kinase cAMP-dependent type I regulatory subunit alpha (gene PRKAR1A). The coding region runs from base 132 to 1277 and encodes 381 amino acids. NCBI's taxonomy places the organism in Eukaryota, Metazoa, Chordata, Mammalia, Dermoptera, Cynocephalidae. Gene Ontology annotation, molecular function: cAMP-dependent protein kinase regulator activity. The transcript has 11 exons. Gene Ontology annotation, cellular component: cAMP-dependent protein kinase complex. Gene Ontology annotation, biological process: regulation of protein phosphorylation. The record is from RefSeq and is a predicted model, not a curated record.
UCCGGUGGAGCCGCCGCCGAGCAGCUAUCGCAGAGCGCAGCUGGGCUGGGAGCACAGCGCUGAGCGAGCUAGACACGCCGCAGCCUCGCACCCGCAGCCCCGUGCUCACCGCCGCCCGUCCCCAGAGAACCAUGGCGUCUGGCAGCACUGCCGCCAGUGAGGAGGAGCGCAGCCUCCGGGAAUGUGAGCUCUAUGUCCAGAAGCAUAACAUUCAGGCACUGCUCAAGGAUUCUAUCGUGCAGUUGUGCACUGCUCGGCCUGAGAGACCCAUGGCAUUCCUCAGGGAAUACUUUGAGAGGUUGGAGAAGGAGGAGGCGAAACAGAUUCAGAAUCUGCAGAAAGCAGGCACCCGUACAGACUCGAGGGAAGAUGAAAUCUCUCCUCCUCCACCUAACCCAGUGGUUAAGGGUCGGAGGCGACGAGGUGCUAUCAGUGCCGAAGUCUACACAGAGGAAGAUGCUGCAUCAUAUGUUAGAAAGGUUAUACCAAAAGAUUAUAAGACAAUGGCUGCUUUAGCCAAAGCCAUUGAAAAGAAUGUGCUGUUUUCACAUCUUGAUGAUAAUGAGAGAAGUGAUAUUUUUGAUGCUAUGUUCCCAGUUUCCUUUAUCGCUGGAGAGACCGUUAUUCAGCAAGGUGAUGAAGGGGAUAACUUCUAUGUAAUUGAUCAAGGAGAGAUGGAUGUCUAUGUCAAUAGUGAAUGGGCAACCAGUGUUGGGGAAGGAGGGAGCUUUGGAGAACUUGCUUUGAUUUAUGGAACACCUAGAGCAGCCACUGUCAAAGCAAAGACGAAUGUGAAAUUGUGGGGCAUCGACCGAGACAGCUAUAGAAGAAUCCUUAUGGGAAGCACACUGAGAAAACGGAAGAUGUAUGAGGAGUUCCUUAGUAAAGUGUCUAUUUUAGAGUCUCUGGACAAGUGGGAACGUCUCACGGUAGCUGAUGCAUUGGAGCCAGUCCAGUUUGAAGAUGGGCAGAAGAUUGUGGUGCAGGGAGAACCAGGGGAUGAGUUCUUCAUUAUUUUAGAGGGGUCGGCUGCUGUGCUACAACGUCGGUCAGAAAAUGAAGAGUUUGUUGAAGUGGGAAGAUUGGGGCCUUCUGAUUAUUUUGGUGAAAUUGCACUACUGAUGAAUCGUCCUCGUGCUGCCACGGUGGUUGCACGUGGCCCCUUGAAGUGUGUUAAGCUGGACCGACCUAGGUUUGAACGUGUUCUUGGCCCAUGCUCAGACAUCCUCAAACGAAACAUCCAGCAGUACAACAGUUUCGUGUCACUGUCUGUCUGAAAUCUGCCUCUUGUGCCUCCCUUUUCUCCUCUCCCCAGUCCAUGCUUCAGUCAUGCAGACUGCUUUAUUUUCCCUAUUUGCAGCGCCAAGUGGCCACUGGCAUCGCAGCUUUUUGUCUGUUUAUAUUAAAAGUUGCUUUUAUUGCACCGUUUUUAAUUUGGAGUAUAAUCUGAACGCUCAUACGCAGUUAAAUAAAUAGAAAGAGUUCUGUGGAGACUUUGCUGUUACUGCUUCUCUUUGUGCAGUGUUAGUAUUCAACCUGGGCAGUGAGUGCCAUGCUUUUCAGUGAGGGCAGAUCCCAGCACCAAAUGAAUUACCAUGGAGUAAUGAUGUAACAGUGCAAGAUUUUUUUUUUAAGUGAUAUAAUUUUCCAGCUAUAAGCAUAUUGUAGACUGUGGCUGUAUAAGCUGUAUUUCUUUCUAGAAUAAAUGACUUCUCAUUAAGCUGUAAGGAUUAGGAAAAAUGGAUAUAGAAAAAUCUUAGUGUAGUAGGAAGAUAUCUGCCUGUAAAGAAACUAGUUUAAGGGUGGAAAAAUGCCCAUUUUUGCUCAUUUUCAGAUGAAUAUGAUCAGUUUUUAUUUUUCCUUUUUAACCAGUUUUUGUUUGCCUGGUUUUGUUUAGAUUUUGUUAUAUCUUGUUAUUAAUGUUGCCUCUCCAAUUCUGAAAUAUUUUUAGGUGUGGCUGUCUGUACCUACCUGCCUUUUAAGUUUGAAAACAAAUCAGACUACAUAUAUUUGGUUAUGAUUUAACUACAUCUGCCUCAGCUCACAAAUUCUGAUUUCACCUUUAUCCAACUAGUGCCAAAUAUUGAUCAUCAGAUGCUGAAUUGAGAACAAGAAUUUGAGGUCCAUACUCUUGGUUGUUAAGUUAAAGCUUUUGGUUAAUGCAUCUCUUUCAGUUGACUCAAGUAUAGUCUCUCAGGCUCAUUUAAGAUCUGAUUCCAUGAGAUUGAAUUUAUUGAGAAUAGGUAUAGAUGAAACAAAUGUCAUAAUAGAAAAGUAAAGUGAUAUUGCUAAAGGAGAAAUACCAGGUGGAUAAAGUUCAGUGUUGGGAAUUUUCCCUUACUAAAUUCAUUGGGGCAUGAGAUUUGGGAAGAAAUUUUUUGCUUUGGUUUGGUCUUUUUUCCCUCCUUUUUAUUUCAGCUGGAAUUUCUGGUGGGUUGGGGAGUGGGGUAGGAUGUGUCUCUGUUGUUUCAAAUUGGUCUAAAAGGCCAUCCUGCUGAAAGUCCUGCUUUCCUGUCUAGCAUUUAUUUCUCUGGCAAACUUUUUUUUUUUUGUUAAAGUAAACUUGUGUUUUGAGUCUUAACUGUAUUUCAGUAUUUUUCAGCCUUAUGUGUUACAUUAUUCCAACGGUACCCAACAGUUUAUUUUUAUUAUUUUUUAAACAAAAUUUCACAGUUCCAUAAUGUAGGCACUUUUAUUUUUAUUGUCAUUUAUGUAUAAUGUGGGGUUAUAUUUGGGAGUGACUGCAAGCAUUUUUCCAUCUGUGUGCAACUGGCUCUGAUUAUUAAUCCCCUCUCCUACACUUUCCCAGGAAAUUAAAUUGGUAGAUUUUUCUCAUAGCUUUGAAAAGCUUUUAGGUUGUUACUAAAUUUGGAGUAUAAGUCUGGGGAAGAGGCUUUAUUUACAUUUUAGUGUGGAAUAGAAAGCCACCUUGUUACAAAUUUCUUAAUUCCCAAAAUAAUCUAUAUUAAACGAGGGUUUUCUGACCAGUACGUAUCUUUGUGUUUAGCUUACUUUUUUAUAUUUAAAAAAUUAAAAGUAAAAAUUGUCUUAUUUGAUAAAGCUUGAUUUGAUAUUUGUUUAAAUGCCAAAAAAUGUACUUAAAUGAGUUAUUUAGAAUGCCAUAAAAUUGCACAGUUUCAUAUAUGUGUAUAAUCAUGUUCAUGCUUAUUUUGAUACACAUGAUGCUUUCUAAACGAGUUUUCCUCUUAAAUCAUUUGGCUUGCUGUUUACUCCCUUUUGUAGUUUUUAAUCUAAGACAUUUUAAGUCUAAAUUUAAAAAUUAUCACAUUUAAAGCUUUAUCUUUGUGUAAUCUAAGUAUAUGUGAGAAAUCACAGUUGGCAUAAUUUGUCUUAGUUGAUAUUCAGGGCUUUAGAAGUCAUUAUUUCUGGGCUUGGUAAGAUAAUUUAUGAGAUCUACUGCUCUAGAAAGUACAGAUGGCCAAAGGACCAUUUUGUAUUGUUUCCCGGUUACCAGUCUGAUUAUACUGUGUGUGCUAAUAUACUCUUCUUUUUGUUAUAGAUUGUCUUAAUAGUAGGUCAAGUAAUAAAAAGAGAUUAAAUAAUUUAAA